CACAAUGUCAUUGUUAUAACACACUACUCACUCUUCUCACUCACUCGCUCACUCUCUCCACUUCUUUCACUUCUCUCCUCUAACUCUUAUCUGAUCUCUUGCUAGCUACCAUGAUGAGCAUGAAGAGCAGCACUAGUACUGCUGCUAAGAAGAAGAAGACGACGAUGAUGCCGAGGGGGUUCAUGUGCCACUCUCAGGCCGCAACCGCGGUGUGCGUCAGCAGCGCCGAUGCAGCUCGGUCAGAUAUCAUUUCAUCAGGUGCCAGAAAUACGAGAAUGAUCAACAACAACUACAAUGCCAGGUACUCAAAGAUCGUCGAGUCACGUAGGUUUGUGAAUCCAGCUGAUCAUGGAAACAAACCGGUCUUGUUGUCUUCCAUGAUCAAGAGAGAGCCGACUCUGAACUACCACCACCACCAUCAUUACUCGAAGCCGAAGAUGUCACUGCAGAAAACACCUUCAGUUCUACCUUCUGCAGAUAAUGUCUUCCAGGUGGUUGUUAUGAGGGUCGCUCUUCAUUGCCAAGGAUGUGCUGGUAAAGUGAAGAAACAUCUUUCUAAAAUGGAAGGGGUUACAUCGUUCAGCAUAGACCUAGAGACAAAGAUGGUAACUGUAAGAGGACACGUGUCACCAGUUGGAGUUGUGGAGAGCAUUUCCAAGGUUAAAAAGGCAGAGUUACUGCCCAGCAGUUGAGUAUGAUCAGCAGGGUUAAAAAAACACCUUACCGCAUAUGGAAGGAAUUAGGUCCAACCUUAUGCAAUUAAAUUCUUUCUGUUUAAUAUUUUGUCGUAUAUCACUUUUGCGUGAAACAAAUUUAAGGUGGUCCUUCCGAAAAAUAAAUUGAUGAAUAGGGUCAUGGGUUGCACAUUUGAUCAUGUAAGCUGUCUUUGAUCAUCUGAGCUGUUGUGACGUUGAUGUAUCAUGCAUGGUUUAACAACUAAUUCAUGGACAAUUCUUGUUUU
This is a messenger RNA of Fragaria vesca subsp. vesca, 961 nucleotides long. RefSeq lists its product as uncharacterized. The transcript is spliced from 3 exons. Bases 111 to 692 code for a protein of 193 amino acids. The record is from RefSeq and is a predicted model, not a curated record. Gene Ontology annotation, molecular function: metal ion binding. Lineage: Eukaryota; Viridiplantae; Streptophyta; Magnoliopsida; Rosales; Rosaceae.